Molecule: messenger RNA, 1332 nt
Organism: Heterobasidion irregulare TC 32-1
Lineage: Eukaryota; Fungi; Basidiomycota; Agaricomycetes; Russulales; Bondarzewiaceae
Exons: 9
Biological process (GO): sphingosine biosynthetic process
Cellular component (GO): cytoplasm; membrane; intracellular membrane-bounded organelle
Source: RefSeq, a predicted model, not a curated record
GUACCUCUGCAAAGGGUCCUUUGGGCAGACAGUUCCGAAUCUGGAACGGUCGUGCAUGUCUUGGCGAAGAAAUCCGAGCGAAGGGGGCUCGUACUUGUCAAGGCAGAAGGAAACGCGAAGAAAGGCGCCAGUGAUGAGCUGGCGCGGGAAUGGUCGAAGUUAUUGAUGGAUGCUGCGUAUGCAGGUAAGUCCUCAACUUGUAUUGGUAGAGUUCCGUUCAAAUCUCUUGCUUGCAUAGGUGUCAAACAACAGAGACGCUUCAAGAUAUUCAUUAAUCCUAACAGCGGUCCCGGCAACGCAAAGACUCUGUACAAACGGAAAGUGGAACCCAUACUCAAGGCUUGUCGAUGCUCUCUCGAUAUCACCUUUACCGAGCGUCGAAAUCACGCAGCGGACAUUGCUGCUAAGCUGCCUCUUGACGAGUUCGAUGCUCUUCUUACUGUGUCUGGUGAUGGUAUGGUGCACGAGGUCUUCAACGGACUUGCGGCGCACAAGGAUCCUCUGAAAGCGCUUGAUAUACCCAUAGUGCCUAUGCCUGCUGGCUCUGGCAACGGGACUUCUAUUAAUUUACUCGGAAUAGAGGAAGGCUUGGAUAUAUCGGCUGCGGCCUUGAAUGCUGUCAAAGGCCGCCCAAUGAAGGUUGAUCUAUGCUCAAUACUGCAGAACGGAAAGAGGAGUUUCUCCUUCAUGUCUCAAUGCGUCGGACUCAUGGCUGACCUGGAUCUUGGAACUGAACACCUCCGUUGGAUGGGGAGCAAUCGUUUCGUCUACGGAUAUCUCCGAGGAAUAUUGACUCGCAGGAUCUGCCCUGUCUCUGUCUCCAUCAAAGCCAUAGAGACCGACAAGGUCAAAAUGGUGGAGGCUUUGAACUCCUUCGUGCCACAGACCACCAUAAACGAAAACUCAUCUCUCCCAGAAGUAGGGUGUGCUUCCGAAGACACCGAUGGCUGGAUUACCUUUGAACAGCCCCUGAUUUACUUAUAUGCAGGUAAAGGUCCAUAUGUCGGUCGUGAUCUGAUGCAAUUUCCUAUGUCGGUCCCAAAUGACGGGACUAUCGAUAUAGUCAUCCAAGGACUUGUCUCACGUGGAGAAUUGCUGGAUGCUAUGGAUGGUGCCGACAUGGGCAAAACAUUCUGGCGCGAGUCGUCGCACUAUUUCAAAGCUCAGGCCUAUCGUGUCAAACCCCUCAGCAAGAAUGGUUACCUAGCCAUCGACGGGGAAAAAUUUCCUUUUGACGAGUACUUGAUUGAAGUUCACAGAGGCCUUGGCACCGUCAUGAGUAUGUAUGGACAGUAUGUGGCUAAUUUUAAUGUGCCUCGACCUAGUAAAUGA